AUGGGUAUGGCAGCAGCGGAAUCGCAGUUUCAUGUUUUAGCUGUUGAUGAUAGUUCAUUCGAUAGGAAACUUAUAGAGAGACUGCUUCAAAAGUCUUCGUGUCAAGUAACAACUGUUGAUUCAGGCUAUAAGGCAUUAGAGUUUCUUGGUUUAGGACAAGGUGUUGAGAGUAACGACCCAAAUGGUCUUUCUACAUCUCCUCAGGAGGUUGAAGUGAAUCUGAUAAUCACAGAUUAUUGUAUGCCAGGCAUGACUGGUUAUGAUUUGCUCAAGAAAGUUAAGGAAUCAUCUGCUUUUAAGAACAUACCAGUAGUAAUAAUGUCCUCAGAGAACGUUCCUGCAAGAAUCAGCAGUUGUUUAGAAGAAGGAGCUGAGGAGUUUUUCUUGAAACCUGUAAGAUUGGCUGAUCUCAACAAGUUGAAACCUCAUAUGAUGAAAACAAAGUUGAACAACCAGAAGCUGGAAGAGAUUGAAAAGCCUUUAAUUGUAGCAGCAGCCGCAUCAGUUGAACCAGAGAUUGAAGAUUCAGCCGAAGUUGGAAGCAAAAUCUUGACUCUUCAUUCUGAAUUAGAACCGAAACAAGUACAUCUGGAAGUAGUACAACCAGAGGAGCAACCAUUGAGUAACCACAAGAGGAAGUCAAUGGAAGAAGGGCUCUCAGCAGAUAGAUCACUUCCUAGAUUCGAGGGUAUCACAACAGGUGUCUGA
Messenger RNA from Eruca vesicaria subsp. sativa (arugula), 708 nucleotides. The record is from the annotation of a GenBank genome assembly. NCBI's taxonomy places the organism in Eukaryota, Viridiplantae, Streptophyta, Magnoliopsida, Brassicales, Brassicaceae.